This is a messenger RNA of Nomia melanderi (Alkali bee), 3611 nucleotides long. The record is from RefSeq and is a predicted model, not a curated record. NCBI's taxonomy places the organism in Eukaryota, Metazoa, Arthropoda, Insecta, Hymenoptera, Halictidae.
UAUUAAUUUAGUCAGCCGUGAGCAACGAAAUGUGAAAAUAUUUUGUGCGAUUACGAACAUACAGUUUGUGAAUUGAAUGAAUAAAGUCACCUUCUCAUCAAAAAGUCCUUAAAGAGCACGAAUCACCGAAGUGAAAAGGACCCCUGAUGAUUGCUGACUCCUAUUAUAAUAACGAAAACAUUUAGAAUUCUAAUAGUGAACUAUUAUUAUAGUGAAAAAAUUUAGAAUUGUAAAAACAUCGCGGUUGUUCUAUUAAGUAUAGAAUUUUACUACCUACGCCGAAAACGUCGCAUACAUAUUAAUGAAUCAAUAAAAUUAACAGAUUAUACUUUUCUUAAAAAUCUAAUGUUAGCUAGCAAAAGUUAAUACAUAUCCGAAGCAGUCAAAAAUUAUUACGCGAAUCUUACAAAAUUACGCAUUCCCGAAACCUACGAAAGUAUUUAUUAUAGAAUUUUUCCAGAGACGUCUUUGUUAUAUUUACUACGCACGUCAUCAAAAAAUGUAAUUCGCAUGGAAUAGAUAUCAAUUAAUAUUAACCGAAGUUACAAAUAUCAUUGCCCUACUUCACUGCCGGUACUGAGAACGUGAUAAUUAAUAUAUAAAUUACAUUGAGAAAUAUUUCAUACGUUGAAGUCAACAUUUUCUCUUAAAAAUUUAGAAAUAUAAAUAUAAAUGCGACGUCGUAACAGAUACGUCUACAUUGAAAUACAUAAGUAUCGUUUAUCUACGACGAAGUGAUGUUCAUAAAUACGUUAAAGCUAUUUAAAGAAAAUCAAACUCGUUUUACGCAGUUUAUUUUCAUGUGAAACGAUAUUUAGAUUUCUAAUGAAGGAGAUCUGCAUUUUAAAGUCGCAUAUAUUAAUUUCCUUUUAUCUAAGAGAAAAUAGCAUCGACACUGAUAUGUUAUACAACUAUGAAUAUUUCUCAAAGUAAUAUUAACUCAGAUUAACGAUACGUAUGAUCUUUCCUUCAUUAAUACAUAAAUCUUUCUAUCAUUCUAUCUUAUUGUAAGACAUUUGUAGCAUAUAAUGAUGCGAAUACUUCGAAGCUUUCGUGCACUUAUAUAUUUUAAAAUAAUUUCCGAAUUCUCGUCCCUCCUGGUGAAUGCUGUCGAUCAACGAUCUUAUUGUUAAUAUAAAAUAUCCAGUCUCGAGCCAUGUGUCUCAUAAUAAUUAUCCUAAAUUUAGAAUGGUUUAGGCAAUCAAUUAUUCCGAAUAAAAUAAUAAUACUUACAAAAUUUACUACAUUUUGGGAUAUUUACGUUUGUACAUACUUGCAUUUUUUUUCUUUACUUUAGCUUCGUGUAAUCGACUUUUCAUGUUUUAUAGAUUUUCUAAAUUAUUUUAAUCUUCGAUCAAUCAUUAAUAUUUGAUUAAAACAAUUGUGCUAAAAUAUCUUGACGACAUCAACAUUCCUUGUAAGAAAUUAACAAUGCAUGCAUCAUAUUCAUUGCUGUAAAUGUAUUAUUAAAAUAGAAAAUUUACUUCAAUUUUUUUUAUUAGUAGAUAUUGUGGUACUUACCGUUCAAUCACUUCAAUGAAAUGUUACAAUUUUGAAAUAUUAAAAUGAACGCUUAUUCUAUCUUUUCUCUUGUCAUAUUGAAGUGACUUCCAUCACUGAAAAGACGAGACUGGCAAUCAAAUAAUGCCGUCAGUAUAAUUCUGUCAUCUAGCUUGUUGAUAUUGGAUUCUCAGUACCAAGCAACGACAACUUGUACAAUGAUUAGUAUUCAUAAGAACUCAUAUUUACACAGAAGAAACACACGGAAUUUACGACUCUCAUUCAAUACCAGAUAAUAACAUAAGCACACUAAAUAUUCAAAGCACGUUAAAAUGAUUAAUGAUCCUUAUAUUACAACUGAUUAUAUGAUAUAUUUAUUUAAAUAUGAUUCUACUCACGGCACUUAUCCUUUAAAAUUGGAAUGUGAAAACGGACAUAUUAUUGUUGCAGAUAAAAAGAUUGCUACAUCACAAGAAAAAAAUCCAAGCAAAAUAAGAUGGAAAGAUGCAGGCGUUAUUUAUGUAAUUGAAGCUACUGGAGUAUUUAAUACAUUGGACAAAGCAGGUUUACACAUGGAUGGUGGAGCUAAAAGGGUUAUUAUUACUGCACCUUCUGUUGAUGCACCGAUGAUAGUUUAUGGUAUAAAUCAUACAUGUUAUGAUCCAAUAGCAAGUAAAAUAGUAUCAGCUGCUUCUUGCACAACAAAUUGUGCAGCUCCAAUUAUACAAGUUAUGCAUGAUAACUUUGAAGUUAUUGAGGUCAUGAUCACUAGUGUACAUGCUUUAACGCCAUCACAAAGAAUUCUAGAUGGUCCUAUAGAAAGAGGAAAGUUAUGGAGAGAUGGAAGAGGUGCUGUGCAAAACAUUAUUCCAACAUCUUCGGGUGCAGCUAAAUCAUUGGACAAAAUUAUCCCUGAACUCAAAGGGAAGAUUUCUGCAAUAGCUUUCAGAGUACCAGUCUCAAAUGUUUCAUUAUGCGACAUGACUUUCAGAGUGAAUAAACCGACAACAUAUGAAGAAAUAAAGGAAGCAAUGCAGAUUGCAUCAGAAAAUACUCUAAAAAAUAUUCUUGGUUAUACAGAUGAUGACUGUGUAUCAUCUGAUUUCAACAAUACAAGUUAUUCAUGUAUAUUUGAUGCGAAAGCUGGUAUUCCACAAACAAGUACAUUCAUCAAAGUUGUUGCCUGGUAUGACAAUGAAUAUGGUUAUGCUCACCGUGUAGUAGAUCUCGUAGAGUACAUGUUUCAAGUUGAUUCUGGGGAAGUACCUGCACGAAAUCAACACAAAGAUGGUUUGCCUGAUGAUAAUCAGACAAACAUUUAACACAUACAUAAAUUGUAUAAUGACACUUCGAGAUUCACAUUUGUGUAAUGUUUAGAAGGAGAUUAUGAAAGAUUGAAAAACUUAUAUGAAUCUACAUUGCUAUAAAGAUAUUAAAUAUAUAACAUUAUAUUGAAAGGAUACAGUCUUACUAUUUUACAUACAAAGUGCAGUUACAUACAAAAGAUUUAUAGUGUUUAAAGCAUCAAUGUCUAGCAUCAUAAAUGGGUUAUUGAAUAAUGAAAAUCUGUAUAAAAAAGACGAGAUUUUAUAUUUUUAAAUCUAUAUACAUUGUUGACAGAAUAUUGUAUUUAUUUGUUUAAUUUUGUAUAAAUGUAAUAUACAUAUAUAGUUUUUGUUGAUAGAUUGUAGUGUUUAUUAAAUUUGUAUACGUAGAGUAGACCCUUCAGUAACCCAUUGUUUUGUCUGUACGAUACAGAUCAUUUUGGAAUAGUUUAAUAACUUCACUGUAAGACUCCUUGAUAUUAAAAGCACGUUUUAUUUAUAUAUAUUUACAUUUAAAAAACUGCAUUUGAUAUUAUAAAUACUUAUAUUUAAAUAAAUAUGUUUCAAUUAUAUCAGCUUCUCUUACAUUUCUUUUUAAAAUGACAGUUUUAAAUGAUAAUUAUAAUUGAUAAGAAAUACAUUGGUAAUAGUGUACUACAAAUGUUGGAGUAUCUCAAAUAAACAAUACUUCAGCAACAAGUUAAUUUAAAAAUUUCAAUUUAGAAUUACACAAAUCACAGAGGACAUUUGUUAAUGUUAAUGUAAAUAAAAUAUUUUUCAGAAUUU